GCCCCAACGCCAAGCUUCGCAAUGUAAAGUUUCUUUAAUGGGCCCUGUGAUUACAUUCUCUGUCAACUUUCAAACCUCCGUUCCCAACUGCAAGGCAUUGGCAUAUCUCAACCAUCGUCGUCAUCAUCUCUUCCAGGACCAGAUAAUCUGGAGUCCGGAAACUCACCAGAACAGUGAAACGAGACUCCCGACUUGACACCUUUUGAGAUCUUACAGCGCUAUAUGGAUCUCUGGAAUCAUCUGAUCCAUUACUGACAACAGCACAGCAACGCAUUUCUCCAGUUCCGGCUGAAUCCUUUGUCCGAAUCCCGAUGCCAAUCGAGCCGAAACAGGCAUACGACUCGGCCACUCUGGCCCCGCCCCCAUCCCCAAUCCCCACAGGCAAGGGAUCCCGAUCAGCUGCCGAUGAAACCUUCGUCCGGUACCUUAACAAGUCAUUUCACAUACCCGAUCUGACUCUACCAGAUCAACCUCGCUCCCACUCUGCAGUAAACAAUCCGGAUCAAUCACCUAGCACCGUCGAUUUCCAAUCGGUUACAUUAAGAGAUCGUGACUCGAUUGGGGGGCUCAUGAAAUCAGCAAGAAAUUUUGGUGCAUUCCUAAUGAGUGGCCAUGGGAUUCUACACAAGGAGCUGCAAUCAUCGCUACAAGAAGCUGAACACAUUCUUGGUAUCGGGGGCGGCGAUGUUGAGUUCGACAGGAAGAUUAUGGGAGAACAAAAGGGCGGCAGAGCAGUGAUCCUGAGAGGAAAUUUUAGAGAAAGAACGAUCAAAUGGACGAGAGAACUUGCAGAGACAACAGAGCGUAAAAGUCAGUACAUCGAGGAGGUUGGAUACAAACUCGAUCAAAUAGCGAAGGAAGUGAUUCAAGUUUUCUCACAAGGCCUGGCUGAUAAGAAGUUGCCUACUGAGGAGUGGGAAGCUACACUUAGCAUAUUCAGAUAUGUUCGAGGCGAUCGCUCUGAACCCGAUACGGAUUUGCAGAGAGAUCAGAGGAACCAUGGAACUGAUUCUGAUUACACCGUGACAGUCAUACUUCCCCUGGAGCAAUACACGGAAUUAACUCUCAGGUCUGAGACUGAGAGAGGUCCCAUGAGGUUCCAUUCAAAUGCAGAUACAGUCGUAGUCACUUGCGGGAAGGAGCUACAGGAAUGGAGCCAAGUAGGAGAACUCAAGUGUGCUUCUCCACUGGAACCUGAGUUUCACCGUGGAACUUCUCUUGCCAUUGAGUACAGGUGCUCGCUUCCGACACUGCACCAAACUUCAAGAAGAAACGAUUGCCAGAAAGUCUCUGUAUAUGAUCAGGUGCUGGUUGUUUUGGUCGUCACCCUUGUCCUCAAAUUUCUUGGACACUUAUGGUCAUGGCUGGUUUGAAGUUCUUGCGUCCUGUCGGCAUGGAUAUGCGAUUCACCUCGAGUGAUUCUGGAUGGAUAAAAAGGACGAAAACGUAUACAAUUUUCCGAUCAUCAUUGUACAGCAGUGGUUGUUUGUUUUGUUAACCGUGAGUGUUUAGAGAAUAAGCUCAUACAUCUUGGGCCCAUAUUUCUUGCUCCCAAGUUCGUCGAGUUUCCAAGCUAAGAUCUGAUUCAACAUAUUCUUCUUCUAUCAAA
This is a messenger RNA of Punica granatum (pomegranate), 1609 nucleotides long. Lineage: Eukaryota; Viridiplantae; Streptophyta; Magnoliopsida; Myrtales; Lythraceae. The record is from RefSeq and is a predicted model, not a curated record.